AAACUAGAAGAAUUCCCUCGUGUUCCUAUCACAGAACAGGAUCUCGAGUAUUUGUCUGAGGGCUUGGAAGGACGUUCCAACAGCCCAGCUGCUCUUCUGUUUGACAUUCUGCUCAAACCUGACACUGAUUUUUCUCGGGGACGUGGAAUCUGUGCUGAGCUGGACUCUAGAGCCAGAGAGAGCCAUUCCUCACUUGGUGCUGGGAAGAGGACCGCCAGGGGGAGCUUGGAAUGCCAUUGAGGGAUCCAUGAUUACUCUUAGCCGUGGGGAAUGGAUGGGCCUGCCUGAUUUGUCAUUUAAGGACUGGAUAAGGAUGAAAAGGAGGAACCUCAGAAAUGAUAGAUCCACUGCAGGUGACAUCUUGAAUUAUUACCAAUACUAUGUAAGGAACAAAAGACUUCAGGACAACUUUGUUUCAGGAGCUGUUGUCAAAUCGGUUGUAAAACUGAGCAGAAGUGAGGAAAGUUUACCUGAGAAGGACAACCUCUGGGACAUACCCGAGCCUAAAACAGAUAGACCAGAGGACAAGAGCAUCUUCCAAGUCAGUGGCUUCAUCAAAAACAAUUCAGGAACCAAGCAGAAUUUCUGUGUAUAUGCAAAGAAUGUGGUUUUGGCCACAGGAACAUAUGAUAGUCCUUUGAAAUUGGGCAUCCAAGGAGAAGAUCUUCCAUUUGUAUACCACCAGAUCUCUGCUCUUGAAGAAGCUGUGAAGACAAAAAAAGUCCAUCAAGACUCGGACCCUGUACUGAUCAUAGGCGCAGGUCUGACAGCUGCAGAUGCCAUUCUGUUAGCGCAUCAUUACAACAUCCCCGUAAUUCAUGCCUUUAGAAGACGGGUUAAUGACCCAGCACUCAUUUUCAACCAGUUACCACAGGUUAUGUACCCAGAGUACCACAAGGUGCACCACAUGAUGAAAGAACAAUCCGUUUUUAAAGGUGGACCCUAUGAAGGUUACAUGAGUCUUCCUGAACACCAUGCAGUUCACUUUAGUGACAGCAAAAAAUGUAUUUUCAAGGAUAAAAAUGGACAGCGCAAGGCCUUGAGUGUCUCCAUGACCCUAAUUCUUAUUGGUUCCAACCCUAACUUGUCUUUCCUUCCAGAAAAUGGCAAGCACCUGGCUGUGGACACACAGAAGCCAGUCAGCUCCAAAAGGAAUCCGCUGGAGAUUGAUCCAUUCACUUAUGAGUGCUUACAGGAGAAAGGUCUUUAUGCAGUUGGACCUCUGGCUGGUGACUACUUUGUACGCUUUGUUCAAGGUGGAGCUUUAGCUGUUGCUAGCUCAAUACAGAAAUCUCAGAAGAAACCUCCCUAA
Messenger RNA from Staurois parvus, 1312 nucleotides. The record is from the annotation of a GenBank genome assembly. NCBI's taxonomy places the organism in Eukaryota, Metazoa, Chordata, Amphibia, Anura, Ranidae.